CCGCGGUGCCUUGUGGGUAGCCGGCCGGGGUCUCCUGGCGACGACCAUGGCGGGGGAUGUGGGCGGUCGCAGCUGCACGGACGCCGAGCUGCUGCUGCACCCUGAGCUGCUGUCCCAGGAGUUUCUCCUUCUCACCCUGGAGCAGAAGAACAUAGCUGUUGAAAAUGAUGUAAGAGUAAACAAAGACAACCUUACUGACCUUUACGUCCAGCAUGCCAUACCACUGCCUCAGAGGGAGUUGCCAAAGAAUAGAUGGGGGAAGAUGAUGGAAAAGAAAAGAGAACAACAUGAAGUAAAAAUUGAGACCAAAAGGAGUGGUGCUGUGGAUGGAUUAAGGAAAAGACCCCUCAUCGUGUUCGAUGGGAGCUCAACAAGCACAAGCAUCAAAGUGAAAAAGACGGAGAAUGGAGCAGACGAGCGCCUCAAGCCCCCUGCCCAGACAGGCUCUACCCGUGAUGCCUUGCAGAAAUUAUCAAAUUCCUCUUCGAGGGUUUCACCCCUAGUAUUGUUUUCCAAUUUGCCUAUGAACAAUAAAACGGAGCACAGUAAUAAUGACACUAAACAGAACCAUGACUUAACACAUAGGAAAAGUCCUUCCGGUCCUGUGAAGUCGCCGCCUUUGUCCCCUGUGGGAACUACUCCCAUAAAAUUAAAGCGAGCUGCUCCUAAGGAAGAGACAGAGACCACGAAUGCCCUGAAGCCUCCAGAAACAAAGAGGAAGAUACAACACGUCACGUGGCCGUGAAGGGCGCCUCUGGGAAGUCACCAGAGCUGCAGCUGCAGUUUUCAGAUGAGUCCACAGUGUUUACUGAGGUCCUGAUCACUGUGGGAUUUUCUUGAGGUUUAAAAUAGGUUUGGGAAAAAUAAAAGUAUUGUUCCUCCCUUCCCCCAUUCCUUCUUUCCUUCCUUAAAAUGUCUUGACUUUCAUGUCCCAAUUAGGGAAGAAUUUUUUUUUUUAAAUAUAACUUUGUACACAUCCUUUAUAAAUUUCUCUUCCCAAGCAAAAGCAUAUAAGAGUUCUCAGUAUUCUGGGAAGUAUUACCACCUUUUUCGUGAAGGGCUCACCUAGAAAGUGUUGAUGGUGUUGCUGGAAAAGCGUUCUACUCUUGGGUUGCUUGCGCCACGUUGUCCCACAGAAGGCAGGAGGGACGUCAGGCUUGCUGUCCCUUCCCUCUCAGCGUCAGAAGCUACUCAUGCAGUUUUAGAAUGUUCUGUCGUGCAGGGUCUUGCCUAUUCUUUUCUUGUGCAUCUUGAGGUCUCGUUGUGAGUUCAGCUAUUUCUUCUGAGCUUUAUCUUGUUAAAAUGAGACUGACUUCAAAGUCUUCAGGCUGGGUGAUCAGGUGAGAGGCAGUACUUGAUGGCAGAGAGCAUGGGAUGAGGGUGCUAGAAUUCUAGACAUUAGGAAGGUCCAGACCAUGUGGCAGUGGUGGUGGGAGGUGGACAGUCAUCCUUGUCAGGCCAUUGGAAUUGGAAUUCACUGUAGAGUGCAGCACAGAAGUGGACUCCUAACUGAACGAGGUUCCUGGGCUAUAAUCUGGCUUCCUGCAGGGCUGUCCCAUGCAGGGUUAUUUUUGUGCAAGUAGCAUUAUCCACUUGUAUAAUAAUGGCAAGUGAAAACAUACUAUUUGCUUUACAUUCAUGUCUUCUAGUAUCUGUUCCCCUCUUUAUAUUUCUAACUAACAGCAAAGAUACUUUAUACCUUUUCCAUGUGUAAUCUUGAGAUUGGAUUGUUUACCUUGUUGGUAGACCUUAGGGUCAUCUCCUUACUUUGAUUUGUUAAAACAAGCGUUUUAGAUCAGUUAUUGACUAGCCUUACAAACCAUAAUUCAGCCUUGCAGGUAUGUACUGUUCUUAGAUAGCAAUCCUGUAGUUUUUUAGUGUUCUGCUUUUUUCCAGACUUUGUACACAUAAGACAAAUUUGAUGCAUCUUAGUGUUGCAUGAGUUGUUGAUGCUACAGUAAGAUUUAAAUAUAUUGUUAUCUGCAGGGCUGAUUAAUUAACAUUGUUGAUGGGAACUGUGCUCCUAUAUGUAACUGUGAAGGGAAAUUUUAAAAGUGCAGCUUUUAGAGUAGAAUGACAUAUUAUAUUUUAUAUUCAGUUGACCCUUCUGCUUCCACCGGCAUUUCUCUCUUUGAAGAGAGAGUUAGCCAUUUGACAGUUUUAAGUCAGUGGGAACUUAUUUUUAGUUACUCAGUGAAAUUAAUUUUUAAUUUGUAUAUUUAACUUACAGAGUAGGUUGGUAAUAACAGCUGAACUGUGUAACAUUGUUGCUUCAAAUUGAAGUUUAUACUAUGAACAUUCAGCAUCUACGCUCACAUAGCAGCAUAUUAUUGAGCUGUUUUGAGUUUGCGAGGUGGAGAAGCAUUGAACCAGGCACUGUGUAUUACAUACUCCCUCUGUCACAGAGCUCUGUGCCUCCUUAAGGGAUCAUGGAACUGGCUUCCUGCAUGUGAUGAAGCAUGCCAAGCCCUGGGAAUCUGGAGAAGCAACUAUGGGAGUCUUGUUUAGAAGUGUUUCCGUGUGGGUUAGAAGGACUCAGUGUGAGUGCCGAGCUACUCUGGAAUAACUUCACUUACUAACAUAGGGUUUGUAGUGUUGCUUCUGAUUCUGUGUCCCAAUGAGGCCAGCUGUUCUGAUUACUGGGUUGGACAAACAAAUGGCAGUAGAGUCAGUGGGUAGCCUGUGAGGUACAAGAGGUACCACAUCUGCCAUCAGCAAGUCGGCCGUGUUUUCUCCCACCUGUGUAUAUCCUACUCUCGUUUCCAUUCUCCUUUUUCUCUAGGUCUCAGCUUCAGACUUAGAUUUGCAAGUUGUAUUGUAUCUGUGACCUUACUCCAUUCACUAAGGGGUGAAGACAGUCUGACCCCAGUCCUCUUACAUCUGAGGGAUCAUAGACCACUGUGUGGGUCCUGCAGUCUGGAGCCCUGCAGCACCAGGGCACUAAAUUGCUUCCCAAAGGCUGUUACAGCAGCAUAGUUUUCCAAAGUAGCCUUAUUGGUCUAGACAGCUGCCAGACACUGGAAGAGCAGCUCACUCUUACCAUGAGGCUGGUAUUAAAAUCUUCAGAAUCGAAGUUUUUAUUUGAAAUUCUAGUUUGGUUGACUUUGAGAGACAGUUCUAAAACUGAUGUAGAGACUCAUUCAACAGCAAUGAAUCUUUUAAAAACUUACAUUAAGUAAAACUGCCAGUAGAUUAACUCACCCCCAUGUGUUAGAGCUUCCUCUACAUACUGCUGUGGAACUUGAGCCUUGUUGAGUUGCUACUAAUUGGUCAACAUGUUUUUAAGUGUGCUUUUACUAAAUGCUUGUGUAAGUUUUGUAAUUCAGUAUAGAAAAGGUUGACCUUGUAAUGUACGUUUUUGUAUGUAUAGUCUUUUAAGUAGCCCUGUCCUUAUUUAAAUAAACUGAAUAAAAUUA
Molecule: messenger RNA, 3416 nt
Organism: Myodes glareolus (Bank vole)
Lineage: Eukaryota; Metazoa; Chordata; Mammalia; Rodentia; Cricetidae
Gene: Tslig2
Product: tRNA splicing ligase complex subunit 2
Biological process (GO): embryonic morphogenesis
Cellular component (GO): tRNA-splicing ligase complex
Source: RefSeq, a predicted model, not a curated record